Messenger RNA from Eremomyces bilateralis CBS 781.70, 1692 nucleotides. RefSeq lists its product as uncharacterized. The transcript is spliced from 5 exons. Gene Ontology annotation, molecular function: protein dimerization activity; DNA-binding transcription factor activity. NCBI's taxonomy places the organism in Eukaryota, Fungi, Ascomycota, Dothideomycetes, Eremomycetales, Eremomycetaceae. The record is from RefSeq and is a predicted model, not a curated record. Gene Ontology annotation, biological process: positive regulation of transcription by RNA polymerase II. Gene Ontology annotation, cellular component: RNA polymerase II transcription regulator complex. Bases 1 to 1566 code for a protein of 521 amino acids.
AUGGAGACAGCUGUCACGACGAUGACGGACCGCACCCGCCAGAAUGGUCCCGCACAGCCUCCUCAAAGCCAGAGGAUAUCGACGCUGCCGCCGAUCACCGCGUUGACGGGAUCGUUGCCGCCUCCGGAGCUGUCACCUGGGAUUCCGCGACCCGUCUCCGAUGCGAGAGACUCGGGGAAUUGGUCAAUAUCCCAAAGCAAACACUCCUCAACUGUCUCCAACCCUCUCGGAGGAUUGCAAUUACAAUCCAUUCUCAACGCAGAAGAAUCUCCUUCGCGAUCAUCUGCCCCAGAGACACCUCACUCCGCUCGAGGAUCGGCCCACCAGCCCGUUCCGACACCCCAUGUCAGCACAUGGACCUCCGACCCUCGAGCAAGUGCCGACGCAGCCUCCGUCCUCGCCGACUCGAGGCGAAGCAGCGUCGACAGCCGAGUGAACAACGGCUUCCAUCAUCUCUCCAUCGGCCCAACCUCCCCGUACGCGAGCGAAAACCCAUCCCGCACCUCGCUUACCUCUGCCCUGGCAAGAGAACGUGGCAUCACCGGCGCCCCAAUCAACGGCAACCCCCUCUCCCCCACCCAACCCAUGAUGCGCAAUCGCGCCCAAGUCCAACCACGGCGCGCGCCCGUCAUCCACCCCAAUCCGCGCAGCGUCUCAGGCAUGCCCGAUCCCACCGCCGCCGCGCCGACGAAGGGGUUCGCAUGGGCGUUCCCCGAUCAUCCCGAGCCGGACGACCGGCGAGACUCGAGUAGCGGCGACUCGCUGGACCCGUCGAUCCCGUCGCGGCAGAACAGCUUUGCCGCCUCGGUCAACAGCAACACGUUCACUGAUGGGGUGCUCCCUGCCGGCCAAAGGCGGUUCGACGAAGACAUCCCGACACAUCAUCAUUCGAUGCAGCAUCGGGCCAUCGCCAACCUGCAGCAGGCAGAGCAGGGCGCCAAUGCCGGCCCGGGGAAUUACAGCCGCACGCCGGCCCUCCGGGUGAGCCACAAGAUGGCGGAGCGCAAACGCCGCAGCGAAAUGAAGCAGCUCUUCGACGAACUGAACGCCAUUCUCCCCAACUCCCCGGGCGGCAAAUCCAGCAAAUGGGAGGUCCUCACCAAAUCAAUCGACCACAUCCGCUCCCUCAAAGUCGGCGACGCCCACCUCCGCCGCGACCACGACCGCCUCGCCGACACCACCCGCCACCUCGAGGACGAAAACCGCCACCUCCGCGCCGAGAUCCAUGCCCUCUGGCAGCACGCGCACCGCAACGACCCCUCCGUCUCCCCCGCCUCCUUCGGCCCCUUCACUAACGUUGCCGCCCACGAGCCGAGCGCGCCCGUCGUGAAUGGCGGGGGGCCGCGGCAGGGUCCUCAUCCACCUCCUCCUUCACAGCAGCCGCAUCCGCAGCAGGCGGGGCAGACGCCAGGAGUGUCGCCGCCCCAGGCGCCGUUGCCGCAGGGCGCGGCGCCGCCACAGCAGUCGGUGACGGGGUCGUGGAAUGGGGUGAAUGGCGCGGUGGGGCCGUCGGCGAUGCAGGGGGUGGAGUUUCAGUCGCCGCGGAUAGGGUAUGAGCACCGUUAGCGGGGUUCUUUUUCUCGUGGCGUUUUCGGAGGCGAGAGGACGAUGGGAUCUCGCGUGUCUGUUAUGCUCGGCUUUUCUGUUCGGGGUUGGAUUUCCGCCUUUUUUCCUCCCAUCGUGCAUCCGUCC